CGACAUCGCCAUUCUACCCUUUUAUGUCACGUGACUCGCACACUACGCACGCACGCACGUGUGGUGAGCUUGGUGCGGAGGACUCUUUUGCCCAGCAGUAUAAUUUGUGUAGAUUUGCAAAGCUUUAAUUGACAAAAUGCUUAACGCAGCAAGAAUAUCGUCCCGUUCAGUUCUAGGCUCUAACUCUGUCACAGAAUGUCUAUUACGGCGUAGCUUCGUCACCCUUUCCUCCAAGGACCACCUUGUAGAGAAGAAUGGUCAUGGGCAACAAGUUAGGAACAAAUCUGACCAAGUUAAAGGUGCUGUUAUUGGCAUCGACUUGGGCACCACCAACUCGUGUGUGGCAGUCAUGGAGGGAAAGACACCAAAGGUCAUUGAAAAUUCUGAAGGGUCACGGACUACACCAUCAGUAGUGGCAUUUACAGCUGACGGCGAACGGCUAGUAGGCAUGCCUGCCAAGCGUCAAGCUGUGACCAAUGCAUCAAACACACUUUCAGCAACCAAGCGACUGAUUGGUCGAAAGUUUGAAGACCCUGAGGUCAAGAAAGACAUGCAAACUCAGUCCUAUAAAAUUGUGCGAGCUUCCAAUGGAGAUGCCUGGGUGGAGGCACAUGGAAAGAUGUACUCCCCAAGCCAGAUUGGGGCUUUUGUGCUGAUGAAAAUGAAAGAAACGGCAGAGGGUUAUUUGGGCCAUAAUGUUAAGAACGCAGUCAUUACUGUUCCUGCAUACUUCAAUGACUCCCAGCGACAGGCAACGAAAGAUGCAGGUCAGAUUGCAGGCCUUAAUGUCCUUAGAGUCAUCAAUGAGCCAACUGCUGCAGCCUUGGCUUAUGGCAUGGACAAGACUGAUGAUAAAAUCAUUGCUGUUUAUGACUUGGGAGGAGGCACUUUUGACAUCUCGGUGCUUGAAAUCCAGAAGGGCGUCUUCGAAGUGAAGUCAACUAAUGGCGACACAUUCCUCGGAGGAGAGGACUUCGAUAAUGCCCUUGUCAAGUUCCUUGUUCAAGAGUUCAAGCGUGAGCAAGGGAUCGAUGUUACCAAGGAUAACAUGGCUAUGCAACGCUUGAAGGAGGCAGCUGAGAAAGCCAAAAUUGAGCUUUCGUCAUCUGUUCAGACGGACAUUAACUUACCCUACCUCACCAUGGACCAAUCUGGCCCCAAGCACAUGACACUGAAAUUGUCGAGGUCCAAGUUUGAAGGCCUUGUGGCAGACCUUAUUCGGCGCACUGUGGAGCCUUGCAAGAAGGCCAUGCAGGAUGGAGAGGUGAAGCGUACCGACAUUGGGGAAGUGUUGCUCGUGGGAGGCAUGACUAGGAUGCCAAAG
Messenger RNA from Rhipicephalus sanguineus (brown dog tick), 1324 nucleotides. It is a transcript of the gene Hsc70-5, whose product is annotated as stress-70 protein, mitochondrial. Lineage: Eukaryota; Metazoa; Arthropoda; Arachnida; Ixodida; Ixodidae. Gene Ontology annotation, molecular function: ATP hydrolysis activity; ATP binding; misfolded protein binding. Gene Ontology annotation, cellular component: mitochondrion; cytoplasm. Gene Ontology annotation, biological process: protein refolding; cellular response to unfolded protein. The record is from RefSeq and is a predicted model, not a curated record.